GAAUUUUUCUUGCAUUCACGAGUAUUGCAGGAAAGUGUUAAUGAAGAAAGUAGUGCAAAUGCAAAGAAAGUUGAAGAGGAGAAAAUGUUUCAAGAGAUAGUGGAUAAAUUCUUUACUUCAAUACAGAAAGAAAAAGGUCUUGAUCGACAAAACUUUCGAUGUAAUUCAUGCAAAAAAUCAAUUGGGCUUACAUUUUCAAAAUAUAAGUUGUGCGCCUUAGAUGGAAUGUAUUAUUGCGAAAUUUGCUUUGAAAGUGGUGUUCUGAAUAUUAUACCAUCUCGAUUAAUAUACAAUUGGGAUUCUCGGCCUCGAUUGGUUCAUCCAAACAAUAAAAUAUUAUUAGAUAGAAUCAACGAUCGCCCAUUUAUUAGAAUAGAUGUUUUGAAUCCAGCGUUGUAUCAUCACUGUCCAACGAUGAAUACUGCUAAAAUAUUGCGAGAGAAAUUGAGUUUUGCUGCAAUGUAUUUGCUAUCAUGUCGAGAUUCAGUUGCACACGACUUGCAAAUGCGAGUCUGGCCGAAGGAGUAUCUAUAUAACGAUAUUCAUCUGUAUUCAUUUUCGGAUUUGAUAACUGUGCUGUCGGGUCAGUUCCAACGUCACCUAUCUUCUAUAUUAAGUUACGCUGUAAAUCACAUUCACGCUUGCAUUCUUUGCUCUCAGAAAGGAUAUUUAUGUGAAAUUUGUCCGUCAAACGAUGUUAUCUAUCCCUUUGAAAUCGAAACAACUUUUCGAUGUAAUAUUUGUUUCUCGUUGUAUCAUAAAAAAUGUAUUGGUGAAAUGUCUUGUCCUAAAUGCAUUCGAAAGGAGUUUUACGCGAAUUGCCAAACAAACUGA
Messenger RNA from Dracunculus medinensis (Guinea worm), 834 nucleotides. NCBI's taxonomy places the organism in Eukaryota, Metazoa, Nematoda, Chromadorea, Rhabditida, Dracunculidae. The record is from the annotation of a GenBank genome assembly.